Salvelinus fontinalis (brook trout) is the source of this 1917-nucleotide messenger RNA. RefSeq names its product transducin beta-like protein 2. Gene Ontology annotation, cellular component: endoplasmic reticulum. The transcript is spliced from 7 exons. Gene Ontology annotation, molecular function: protein binding. The record is from RefSeq and is a predicted model, not a curated record. Gene Ontology annotation, biological process: endoplasmic reticulum unfolded protein response. The coding region runs from base 254 to 1579 and encodes 441 amino acids. Lineage: Eukaryota; Metazoa; Chordata; Actinopteri; Salmoniformes; Salmonidae.
UUCUCUGCUGCUGACUUCAGUAACUGAUUUUUUUAAUGCAUGUGUAAAGCAAGUUAGAUUAGUCGUUAUCAUACAGUUAAUAACGACAACAAUAUUGUUACUAUUUAAAUACAACUAUAUUGCUAGCUGAACAAAGCUGCAGCCAGAGCAAGUAGCUAAAGAGCCUCUUGUGUCAAAGGAGUUUGCUAGCUAGCGUGCCAGUUAGCCGUAAUAUUAGAAUAGCUAGUGCUAACGUGGCACAAACUCGGCGAAGAUGGAGUUUGCGGCUCUGUUUGCCUUGACCUUAUUAAUAGGAAUGCUAAUAAUUUUGGUCGCCGUCGCAGUGGGAAAGCAGAAAGGAGAAAUAAGUGAACAACUAGAGCAGAAUGAAUUAGACUCAGUUGCAGAGAGAAAUGCAGUGAAGGCUCCCACUGCCAAGAAACAGAAACAACAACAGCGUCCUCGCAAGGAGAAAGCCCAGCAGCACACCUUCAGCCACCCUCUCCUAGCAUCAUCCUUGAAGAGUCACAGUGGAAAAGUGACGUCCCUGGACUUCAGCAGCAACGGAAAGUACCUAGCCACCUGUGCUGACGACCGCACUGUCAGGAUAUGGAGCACCAAGGAAUUCCUGGACAGAGACCACAAAUGUUUGAGGGCCAACGUAGAGCUGGACCACGCCACACUGGUCCGUUUCAGCCCUGAUUCAAGGGCCUUCAUUACUUGGCUGGCUAACGGCGAUACCAUUCGCAUCUUCAAGAUGACCAAGAAGGAUGAUGGGAGCUUCACUUUCAAAGCUGCCCCUGAAGACUUCCCACAGAAACACAAGGCCAAUGUCAUCAAUAUCGGCAUCGCAGAGACGGGCAAGUUCAUCAUGAGUGCCUCCACCGACACCAACAUCCUCAUCUGGGACCUGAAAGGAGAGGUACUGGCCUCUAUCAUCACCAACCAGAUGACCAACUCCUACGCUGCCAUUUCACCCUGUGGAAGGUUUGUGGCUUCCUGUGGCUUCACUCCUGACGUGAAGGUAUGGGAAGUGUGCUUCGGGAAGGGUGGUGACUUCAAAGAGGUGACCCGCGCCUUUGAUCUGAAGGGCCAUUCAGCAGGGGUCCACUCCUUUGCCUUCUCUAACGACUCACGCAGAAUGGCCACCGUCUCCAAGGACGGCACUUGGCGGCUGUGGGACACAGACGUGGAGUACAAAAAGCAACAAGACCCGUACCUCCUGAAGUCGGUGCCUUGCCAGUCGUCGGAAGGCAGCCGGGUGGCCCUGUCGCCAGAUGCCCGCGUGGUGGCUAUCUCCAACAGCUGCAGCGUGGCCAUGUACAGCACAUCCACUGGUCAGCUGGAGGAGGAGUUCCACGGAGUCCACAGCGAGGAGAUCACCGAGCUGAGGUUUGACAUCAACAGCCGCUACCUGGUGUGCAGCGGGGACCGGGCGGUACGUGUGUUCCACAAUGCGCCAGGCUACCGUGCAGCCAUCCAGGACAUGCAAGCCAUGCUGAAGAAUGCCCAGAACGAGGGUAUGAAACAAAGGCUGCAGCAGCAGAUACAGGAGGUGCAGAGCACGCUAGACACUGUGCUCACGGCACCCAAGGACUAAAGAACUAAAGACCCCCCGGGCUGGCUGUGUAGAUCCCUCUUUCUAUCUCUCUCUUCCUCCUUUUCUCUCUCACACUGCCUCUUCACAGAAUGGCCUGCAAUUCGACUCCUGUCAGGGAUGUGGCAUUUGCAUGCUGGUUUUAAUAAAUCAUGUGUUUCUACAGAAAUAUGGCUCUGUUUUGUUUUCUGAAUGCUCUGCCUGCCUCCAAAAAUCAAGAAUACUAUGUGUUACCUUACCUCUACAUCGACCAGUAAUACUACUAUAGGAGAAUUUGCUUUGACUCUGGUGGUCUUUGUACCUUUUUAAAAAUGUAAUAAAAAUGUUGUACCUACAUGUAA